AUGUCCUUCUAUAACAACAAUGGCUUUUAUCAACCAAAUUCAUCUUCUGGGUACUCUUUCCCACAAGGUUCUAUGAACACCUUUAACCAUGCCCAGCCAAAUAGUACUGGCACUGGUGGUAACAUUGUACCAGAAGAACAAUUACCCACAGGGUUGUUAAACGCAUUUUCCACAAGGGGUUAUUCUUACGAACCUCCUCUAUUAGAAGAACUCGGUAUUAACUUCCAUGAUAUCUGGUCUAAUACGAAGUCUGCUUUAUUAUUGAAAAAAACUGAAAUUAAUGAUAGUAAUUCCAUUGAUUUAACUGGCCCACUAUUUUUCGUUUUAAUUUAUGGUAUUUUUUUGUUGAUGAGUGGUAAACUACAUUUCGGGUACAUAUACGGCGUGGGUUUAUUUGGUUCAUUAUCUUUGCAUUUUCUUUUGAAAUUGAUGGGCAACAACAGUAACGGUUUACAAUUUUUACAAACUACAAGCAUUUUAGGGUAUUCAUUUUUGCCACUAUGUAUUUUAUCUGGAAUAGGCAUUUUUUUGUCCUUACAUAAUAUAAUGGGUCUCAUAAUUAGUUUGAUUUCUGUUUGCUGGUGCACUUUUAGUAGUAGUGGCAAAUUUAUGAAAGUUUUACAAUUGAAUAAUGCGAGAGCACUAGUAGCAUAUCCUUUAUUUAUCUUUUAUACAGUAUUUGCAUCAAUGGCUGUAUUUGUGUAA
Messenger RNA from Saccharomycodes ludwigii, 705 nucleotides. It is a transcript of the gene YIP1, whose product is annotated as transporter YIP1. The transcript has a single exon. The record is from RefSeq and is a predicted model, not a curated record. The coding region runs from base 1 to 705 and encodes 234 amino acids. Lineage: Eukaryota; Fungi; Ascomycota; Saccharomycetes; Saccharomycodales; Saccharomycodaceae. Gene Ontology annotation, cellular component: membrane; trans-Golgi network. Gene Ontology annotation, biological process: endoplasmic reticulum to Golgi vesicle-mediated transport; vesicle fusion with Golgi apparatus.